AACUUUCUCCCCAUUAUAUAAGAGUUCAUGUGUCACUAUAUGAUAAUAUCAUUUAUUUUCUUUUUUACAAAAACUUAUAACUUGCAACCCUCACAUUCUACCAACAGAGGAAGUCUUGAAUUUCUGGAGCUGGGAAAUGGAAACAAGCAAUGAAACUGCUCCCAACGACAUAGAAAACCAGUACACCCCAUUAGCAAAUUCGAUGAGAAAAGAGUUCACCACCCUGUCUCCCAUGUCCUCUUCAUGUUGUAUCUACAGAGUUCCUGAGCGUAUACGGUGUGUGAAUGAAAAGCUAUACACGCCUCAGGCUGUCUCGAUAGCCCCGCUUCACCAUGGCAGGAAAGGCUUAAACCCCAUACUGGACGAGCACAAACAGAGAUACCUGAAAGAUUUUAUGGAUCGGACCAAAGUAAGCCUGGAGGACCAUAUAAAGACAAUAAAGGACCAAGAAGAGAGGUUGAGAUGUUGUUAUGCAGAACCUAUUAAGUAUAGUAGCGAUGAAUUUGUAAGAAUCAUUCUAGUGGAUGCCGCAUUCACCAUCGAGGUCCUAUUGAAGGACAGAUACCAUGAAUUCGUCGACGAAAAUGAUCGCAUAUUUAACAAGCCAAGGAUGUUACAGGACAUAUGGAAAGAUAUGUGGUUGAUUGAAAAUCAGCUGCCAUUGUUCAUUCUUGAGGAUCUUUUUGAAGCAUGCAAAACUUCACUCCCUUCUAGUUCUCACAACAUUACUUCAAUAAUUAGUCUUUCUUUCGAGUUCUUCAAACAUCUACUGCCGGUGAAGAAAUUAGAUGACAACAUGGAGACUUAUAAAUCAGUGGCACAUUUUGUUGAUCUUUUCAAAAGAGUUUUUGAAAUCCUUCUUCCGUCGGAACGAAAAGCCGGAGGGAAACUCAAAUCUCUUAACAUACCCAGCUUGACGGAGCUACACCAGGUCGGAGUCAGGUUUAAGGCGAGGCCAGCAGAAAAUAUAUUUGGCAUAGAAUUCAGUACUUCCAAUGGGACUCUGACAAUCCCAAGAAUUGCAUUAGGGCUUGAAACUGAAAUAAUCAGAAACGUCCUUGCCUUUGAACAAUGCCAUUUCUCCAACAAUGCUAAUGAUACUUUAUACAUGAGUUCUUACGCAUUCUUCAUGGGAGGUUUGGUGAAAACCACAAAGGAUGUAGAGUUGCUUGUUGAGUACCAAAUCGCAAAAGUUGCGAAGUGGCUAGUAAGUGACACAAGUGAGGGGUCUGCUCCAUUAAACUCCAUUUCCACUGGGGUUAAUCCAAACGCUUAUAACUUCUAUUAUGAUACUAUUUGUGAGGACCUGAACAAGUACUGCAGCAAGCCGUGGCACAAAUGGAAGGCAAAUUUGAAACAAAAUUAUUUCAACACACCUUGGGCCUCUAUUUCUGUCAUUGCAGCUGUUGUUCUCCUCAUACUUACUCUCGUACAGACUGUGUUCUCCAUAAUCUCUGUUACGUAACCUUCAAAGCGAACUUGUGGGUUUUCCAAAAUCAGAGAGGAUAUAUGGGAGCAAGCUUGGGGUACUCCUUCAAAUUUAAGACCUCGGCAUAGAACGGAUCCUAGAAAAGCCUGUGAGCGCAUGCAUUUAAAAAUUAAAAUUUUAAGUUGUGUAUCUGUACAGAAACAGAAGGACGUGAUGAAGGUUGUUAGAAGAGCUUUUCAAAGUCUGAAUUAUCAAAUUGUUGAUAUGUAAUUAAUGUAUCAAAUAUUUGUUC
Molecule: messenger RNA, 1721 nt
Organism: Pyrus x bretschneideri (Chinese white pear)
Lineage: Eukaryota; Viridiplantae; Streptophyta; Magnoliopsida; Rosales; Rosaceae
Product: UPF0481 protein At3g47200-like
Exons: 3
Coding region: 137-1465 (442 amino acids)
Source: RefSeq, a predicted model, not a curated record